AUGCAAUAAUUGAGUAGCAUAUCUUUAACAAGCGAACUUUAAUCAGAAACAGUGUAGAAGGAGUUGAGAGGAGCAACUUACGACCCUCUCAAUCAAACUCUAAUCGCAGUCAUGCACACAGAAAAAACUAACCGAGGUUCCCUGCUCAUGCAAGUACAAGACAAUAUAACCAAUGAAGAGCAAAAAACCUCAGCUUAGUCAGAAGAAAUGAAAUCCAAAGAACAUUCGACAUCCAAAUUAAGGAGUUUAGCAUCAGUCAAGAGCGAAAUACGAGUGGUAGAAAGCGAAGCCAACCCGAUAGGCUUGCCUUCUUAUCUGCAACCUUUUUGCUUAACAGAUCCAAGAACCAGUGGAAAGCAGGUGUAUACCACCGACACGUAUCAUGAGCCCGACUGUUUCACUGCCCUGGCCAAGGCUUAGAAUUAGUAUGCACGAACGAAUAAAGCCUUCAGCGAAGGAGUACACUACUGGGAAAUCAUAUGUCCUAUAAGUUGUUCUACCCUCCGUAAGUACCCUUGGCUUAUCAUUACCCAUUAACCAAUUAUAUCAUUCAACCAUUCAGCAAUCUUCGCUGAAUUCCUUCUUCGCUUAACCACAACCCCUAGAACUAUCGGUUUGGAACUAAACCUAGAUAAACUUACAAUUAACUUCUGGAUCAAUGGAAGAUUCAGUAAAGAAAGAGCCAAGAAGAUUUCUGCUAACCAUUCUUGGUAUCCCACAAUAAAGUUUAAGGAAGCUGAGUACUUCGUGAUAAUCAAUCCUUUUGCUCAAGGCAAGAGUGAUCAGCUUGAUGAACUAAACUCUAACUAUCUUCCAAAUGUAUAAUCCUUCACUCACUUAUACCACUUAUAGACAUUGAGGAGUAGUGAAAUCUAGCUAUUCAAUCAGUAUAUAACUCAAAGAUUAAGUGGAUUUCUGCUAGUAUACAACCUUAAUAUCCUGAUCAAGGAAGACAUAGUUGAUACUGAAAAUGAUCUUAAAAAGGCCCUUCAUUUAGAUCAAGAACAAUACAAUCAGGAAGUAGUAGAGCUAUACUAUCAGCAAAGUGAACCUGUUAACUUGGAGUAGGGGUAGUAAAGCUUUCAUAAAUUUGCUUUACUGAGAUUCCACAAGAAAUAGGACUCAGUUAAAUACUACUAAGCCCACAAGGACCUCAAGAUAUUAUUUGAUAAGCAAAUUGCUACUUUAGUCCAAAUGAAAAAUUCUAAAGACAAGUCAGGUGAAAUACCAAUUGAACUUGGACAGUAUGUAUAUGAUCUUUUUCUAACAAAGCUUUUUGAAAGUGAUGAUGGUCGCUUAACCUUCCUUUUGAAUUCAGGUCUUUCCUAAAACUACAGUAUUUAAUAACUAACUUAGCAAAUAAAGUAACUCAGUGAGUAUUAGUUAGAUACAUACAACUAUAAAUCUAGCCAUGAAUACCAUGAGUCAAAGGUAGAGUACCUUGAGAACUCUGAUAAGAUACUACUUGUAAACGGAUCUUAAAUGAAGCUGGUCUCCAGAUAAAAUGGCUAAUUUCUCCUUGAGGAAAACAGCAACUUUGCCCCAUUCCCUCAAAAACCUGAUGAUAAAAUUAGACUUAAGUUAAAAAAUGAGGAAGUUAAGUAUUUACUUCACCAUCUUGAUUGGACAUAGUUUAGGCCUGAAGUAUUUGAUUCUAUAGCUGACUUUAUCUAAGCUAUUACUUUAAAUAGCGAUAAGACCCAUGUCAAAAUAUCAUAUAUGACUGCUUUGGUAGUCAUUAAGAGCAUGAUAAAUGUAGCCAUUAAUUAAUAUGAAAGUCUUGAACACUAACUUGAAGAUUUCUAAGAUUCUCAAAUCUUAAGCAAAUCUAAGAGCAAGGGUCCAUUAGAAAUUAAACCUGCUCAUAACAAUGAAAUGGAUGUAUGCUUCAAAAACCCACCUCUAUCAAUCAUUGAUGUUCAUCAAUUACUUUCCAUUCUUUUAGGACUUGAAGACCAACUCUGGGCUUUGACUUAAUCUGAUCAAGUUUCAUCUUCACUUAAAAAUCUUUGGCUUAAUUCUCCGUCUGGUUGCUCCAGACUCCAUACAGCCUAUGGUAGAUUAUCCUCCCUAAUCACAUUUCCAUCAACUGCAGAAUCAUAAUACGAUUAAGCGUACCUCUCUGAUCUGGGUCUGUUUAACCAAGAGGACAAGUAUGGUAAACUGACCUUUUUCCAAGACUUCAAAGUUGAGCUUGAGAAUAUUUUUGAAAAGGCUUCUCAUAAUAUUGAUAGCUAGCAUGAUUUAAGAGCUGCUAUCGAGCAUCAAUUUCCCUCAAACUUGAUGCUAAAAGGUUUCCCAAGCUAUAAUGUUCCGCUCUCUGAUACAUUUAAUUGCAUGCCACCUGUAACAAAUGAAAAUAAUCUCCCGCUUAGCCACAAAAAUCAUUAGAAUGUUGACUACUUGAAGAAAAUAUAAGGGUCAAGCAUGAUCUUGUCAGGAGGUAAUGAUGGGUCAAUGAAUAUUUGGAAUACAAAAUUGAGACUAUAGCACCUUGGUGGUCAUAACUUCAGACAGAAGCUAUAUACAGAAGAUCAGAUAGAUCCAGUUUCACUUGGAUCAAUUUCAAGUCAAUCGAGUUAACUGUAAUAGAUCAAUCCUCAUUCUGAAGAAGAUAAGAAAGUUGCCUAAGAAGAUGUCAAGAUCAUUAUAAAAAAGAUCAAGAAUGUUAAAACUGUGCCUUAAAAAGAAUAAGCGAAGGAAGACUUUCUAGGUGAAGAUAUUCUCUUCACGAUGUUUAAUGAAGCUGAAGAUGCUGAGGAUAUUGGUGAAGAAAUUUCAUCAGAAGAAGAACAAGAAAACUUAAACAUACUAGAAUAUAUCUUGGAUUAUUAAGAAAUUUCUCAGCCCGAAACAUCUCAAGGCUAAAAGUAAGAAAAAGUUGUCGAAGAGGAAAAGAAGGAAGAAGCAAAACAGAAAGAGAAAGCAACAUAAGAAGUGGUAGAAGAAGAAAAGCAAGUUGAGCCAGCAGAAGAGUUCUUGAAUGCCUUGAUUUCAAUGGGAUUCCCAAUCGAUAUAUCAAAAGAAGCCUUAAUCAAAAUCAAGAAUGAAAGUCUUUCAGCUGCAUUGGAUAUUAUACCCGAGAUCCAGUCAGCAAGAGAAAAAAACAAGAAACCAGAGAAUUUCAAGGUCAAGAUCAUAAGCUACCAGUGCAGUGUAUGCACCUAUAUUAAUCCAGAGGGCAAAGGCAUCUGUGAUGUUUGUGGGCAAAUCGCUCCAUAGCAUGCUUAUGUCCAGUAUAAAUCAGAAGAAGAUAUCAAAUAGGAAGAAGAAGAAGCUAUCAGACAGGUUCUUUAAUAAGAAGAAGCUUUUAAGAAGGAGAAGGAAGAAAGAGAGAGGAAAGAGAGUGAAGAAAAAGCAAAGAAGGAAUAAGAAGAAGAAAAGAAAAGGAUUAAAGAUGAAUAAAGGUAGAGAACAAAAGAGUAUCAUGAGCAAACAUUGGUUGUUGACUAUGUCUUCUCACAAGUAAAUCAUGGAAAAGAUACAAAGCCACUUAUCGCUGGAGUUGUACUUAAGAAUAAUUUAGACUCAACUCAUGAAAUAUAAAUCUAGAGAUUCGGUUAUCACAAUCAAUACCUAAAGAACUUUGUUGGUUCCUAAGGAAGAUAUGCUUGUAAAGUAUGUGAUAUCCCCUAUAAAAGCCAUGAUCUAGCCUUAGAUCAUCUUUUCAAUUUCCAUAAGGAUUUAAUAGAGGCUCUCUACCCAGUAUUUAUUGGUUCUCAGCUAGUUGAUCCAAAGUGGGAUAUGAGAACAAAUAGAUUGGCCUUUUAAGCUUUUAAGAAUGAUUUCCUAGCUAGAAUCAUUAUUCCAUUAGCUGAAAUGGAUUCAUUAUGCCAGAUUGGCGCUAAUCUUACAUCAGGUCAGAGUAUUUACUUAAUUGCUGUUGGCAGAAAAAAUUAAGAUUCAAUCACUCAGGUAAUUGUUUAUAGAAUAGACCUCGAGAAUGGUGAUAUUAAGAUCUAAGUCUUAAGUGAUGAUUCCUAAGUAUUUAAACAAGUUGGAAUCGACUCAUCCAUAACGAAUUUAUACUAUGAUUAAAAGGCUGAUAGGUUAGUAGUUGAGACUGCUGAUCAUUAUCUUAGAGUCUAUGAUAUUGAUAGGAAUGAAAAAUCCUUACACCUACUGAAAUUCGAUACAAUGAUUUUAUCCUAAGAAGAAAGAGUUCUCUCAGUUGAUAAUGGAUUAAUAUUUAUUGAUAAAGAUGGAUAAAAAGUAAAGAGAUAUCUUAUCUCUGAUUUACUAAUUCAGCAAGCUAAGAAAAGAUAAAGAGAUUCAAGCAAUCACUCAUCUAAUCAAUUGAGUGAGAAUCUGACUGAAAAUUAGAUUCUUGACAUGAGAGUAGAUCCCAACGAUAUCACAAUAGAUGAUAUAAAGCGAUACUAAAGACUUAUGAAUGGAAAGUCAAUCAAAGCUCAAUCAAACGCCUAAAGUGUCAGAGGUGAUUCUAAGGAUUAAUCAUUAUUAUACACCUAGCAUCAUUGGAUUAUCAAUAAAGACAAUGAAUCAGGUCCAUUUGAGAUGGAGUUUGAAUACCCGACAAGCCUCAUCUCAUUGAACAUUGAUCUUGUUUUCAACUGUAAUCUUCAACAAAAAAUCCUCUCACCUAUCAAUUCAGAGGAUCAAAUUUAACAAAUACAAAACGAAGGAGAUCAAUUACAAAUCGAUACAUCUUUGAACAAUAAGCUAGUCUAAUCAAACAGUCAAGAAUAUAAAAAUAUCCAAAAUCUAGGGCUCCUUAGUAUCCAUGGAUCAACUUAGGAAUAAUCAGUUCAAAAGCAUCAAGAGAUUAGUACUGAUACAGAUACAUCCAGCAAUUAUCUACCACUGGUAAUCAAUCAUCACAAAGGAGCUUCUUAUAAUCAACAAUAUCAAGUAUGCAGACUAGUAACAGACAAUCAACUAAUUUUUGCAAGUAAUUACCCUAAACCCGAGUUUUACUUCAAGCAUCUGCACGGCCACAAGAUGACAAUAGAAAAAUUCACAAUAAGGUCGAGUCUUAACUCAAAGUGUGGAGCGUAUCCAGUCGGUUCUGGCUUAAUAUUCGUCUCUGAUUACCUAUCGGCAUUCGAAUUGACUAAGCCAUUCCACAAAUUCACCCUAUAAGAUUAUAAUGAGUGGAAAGAAAAGAGACUCAAAGAUCCUACACCAAUUAAGCCCUAUGAACCAGCUGCUUACUUUGAAUUCGAAAAUGAGUCAGUAACGAAGGUCGAGAUUGACUUCCAAAGACAGUGCAAAUAUAUAAUGCUUAAACCUAUUGGCUUAAGGAAAAAGCCUACUACUUUCACUCAAAGUGUAAACACUGUUCCAAUGGAGCUUGAAUUCUUUGGAGUUCAAGGAUCAUCUUUUGAGGAUGUCAACGGCAACUCAGCUCAAGAGUUUGAGCAAGAGACAUAACUUAACUAAAAUAAAAUUCAAAGCUCGUACGGCCUAGAAUUCAACAUCCUAAAUGAAGAUUAUAUCUUAAAAACAAUAGACUAGAUCGAUAUUCAAAAUGUCCAAGCAGGAGAGAUUAUACUUAGUCAGUAAUUGCUUCAGAAUAGUAAAUUGAAUCCUUAUGUGAAGUUGGUUGGAAAAACUCAACUGAAAAUAACCGAUUCUCAUCUCUAGCUAUAAGACAUUAAAGGAUUAUCUCUAAAGAUAAAGAAUAAUUCAGUUGACAAUGCCUGGGAGCUAAGAGGAAUAUCUAUCUAGGGAAUUGUAGCUGAAUAGGAUCAAGACUAGAAAUUCUCAGCAAGAGCUCUCUUUAAUCAAUCACAAAUUCCCCUUUCAUAUAUGAGAUCUUGUCUCCUAUCACCUAAGUACUUCAAUGUUGUGAAUAAGACCUUAGCCUAAAUUGUAUCCUCCUCAGAGCAUUAAUUACAACUCAGACUAACUAUUAUCCAGUUUUUGAACAAGAUUAUGAAACUUGAUAGAGAAUUCACCAAUCUUAUUCUGCAAGAAAUUGAUCUUGAAAGCUUCUUAAAGUUUAACCUUUUCAAUGGAGAGAGCAGUGGAGUUCACUUGACUAUAGAGUUCCUACAGAAUUUCUAGAGAAAUGUCAAUUUCUGCUAAGAACUAUACAGAAUUCUUACAAGCUAAGUGGAGUAACUAGAUGAAAACUUUAUUCCUUAUAAUGGAUAUGAGGCAUUGAUUGGAUUAAUAAUUUGGUCUAUACCCAUCAAUCCAGAGUAGACUACAGCCACAUUGAUGAAAACACUCUACUAGAAGAUAUGUCUCCAAAAGAUAAGUCAACUACAAACACCUGAGUAUAUAAAUUUCAGAUCAAAGCACAGUUCAAAUCAAUUCCCCUUUGAUUAACUCUCCUUCAGAAUAACUAAGUCAGGAUUGAGUCAUCCUAAUAUAAGGAGAGAAUCAAUCGACUAAUCUCAUUAGAUUGUGCCAUAAGAAUCAUCCAACAAGAUUAUUCUUCCAGUGGAUUGCAUUAAAAAAUUCAAAUUUGACACCCAUCAUAUAUAUGAUAUCACAUUCUUAGAAGAGACUAUUAUGACAGACUUAAAGAUAUUCUUGGGCCAAGUUGAAUAAACUCAGUUCAAGCUUAUUAUAAAGAUUUUGAGUGAUGAUGGAAGCCUAGUUUUCUUCAAUACAUUUGAUGAGCAAAUUUUCGCAUAAUUCGCAACAAUGGCAUAUCAAAAGAGUGCUAAUUAAGGAUCUAAUCCCUCUGAUGAUGGACUUCAUUUGACUGGACUUGAUUUUAGAGGAAAGUCCCUCAAAGUUAUCAUUCAAUUCGGAGUUUCAAACAAUUCACUUCCUAUUCAGAUAAAAGUUAAACCACCUGAUUCAAUGAUUGAAAUUUAUGGGUCAUACUCUGAUAUGAUUCAUAGCUAAUUAAAGAUCAAAGAGAUGAUUGACAAAAAAGCAUAAGAAUUCUGGGCUAAUGGAGGUAAACUAGUAAAGGUCGGUAAAUCUAUGCAAGUUAUACAAAUCACUAAAACUAUUGAGGAGUCUUGGAUUGUACCUCAAGUGUCUUCAAUAUCUACAUUCAACUUAUCUAAGGACUCUUCUGCCAUUCAACCAUCUUAAUCAUAAGAAUAGAAGUCAUAAUUGCAAAUAUCUCAUUUAGCAGCAUCAAAGAAUAUUGAACUUGACUUCUUGCAAGAGGAGUUAAAAGGAAAGAUAAGAGCAAACGACAAUAAUGUUAAGGAAAUAGUUGACAAGAUUCAGUAAAUCCUGCAUCAUCACUCAUCAUAAAUCUCUGAUAAGAAUGACUAAAAGCUUGUUUAAUCACUUGAGUACUAUAUGGUGAUCUCAACUGAUUUCACUAAGAUCAUUAAAAAUAUCUUCAAAUCUAAACUUUUAUCUCAGGAAAAGUUAGAGUCAAUUAUAAGAUCUUGUGAUAAUGAAAGAGAUCUCUCAAAUAUGUGCUUCUAACUAUUUAAGAGAUACGUUGUCUUUGAUUAAGGUCAUAUCAGAUCUGACAUGUAAAACUUUAUUAUGCACUGCCUUUAUCCACUUAUGACUAAUGAGGAAAUUAGAUCAUUUUCAUUUAAAGCAAUAGAAGAAUUCUUGUCAUAAGCUCAUUCAACAUUUUCCUAGAGAUCUGUUUUAGAAUCACUUACAUUCCUUGGUAUUCCAGAAGGUGAACUUGUUUCAUUCCUUGUUACAAGAUUAGGUGUAAAUACACACAUAGACUCCAAAGCUUAAUAAAACUAUGUAAAAGACUUAAAACUUCAGCCUUUCGUAUUCACAUCAUCAGUAUUGAUCCUUGUCUUGAACUAAAUUAAGUAAAUUAGAGUUCCUCAACCUGGCUAAGCCUAUCAUAAAAGUGUAUCAUGCUCUGGAUGCAACUCAAAAAUUAUAAUUGGAUGGAGAUACAAGUGUGGUAAUUGCCCACAUGACGCAAACUUUGACGAGUAAUGCGUGGAAAAGCAUCUUUAAGAGUACCCUGACCAUGUAAUGAUCAUCAUCAAAAACUAGCUGCCUGAGCUUCUUAAGAAUAUUAACGGCUAGAAGCUAAACAGGCAAAGGAUUUAAGAGCCUCUUUUACCCACAAUGCAGUUUAAACCAUAGUAAGAAGUAUUAGUACAUGAAAGCUAAUCUUGUGAGAACUGUGGAUAGAAGCCUAUCUAAGGAUACCUAUACAAGUGUGUAAAUUGCGAGGAAUAUAACCUAUGCAGGGCUUGCUAUAAUAACCCAAAGCUUACUCACUACAAUAAUCAUGUUUUCGCUGAGAUGAGAAGAGCCAUUAUUGAAGUUGAAAAGAAUCCGACAAGUCUUAUAUAGCUACUAGAUCUGAGACUUUACCCUUCAACAUAUAGACCUCAAAAUGAGGAAUCUCCACUAAAGAAAGAAAAGAAUCAAGUUGAGAUACUUGAUAUCCAGGAUGAUAAUGAUGACGAUGACUUCGAAGAUCUUGCACCUCUAAAUAUCUCUAGAUCUUUCUCUCAACCAAUGCCGCUUAAGAAAAUCUAAAAGCCUCAAUAGAUUAUUCAGUAAAGCACCUAGAUUUAUGAGAAGCUAGACUAUGAUCAGUAAUUCAUCACCCUGUUUAAAGUAUGUGUAUGGAUCUCAUAAGAUGUGCAAAAAAUCUUCUCCAAAGAGGAAAAGAUCGUCCUGCUAAAGCUGAAUAUUGACACAAUGCUUCAACUCAUUAAACUUGCCCAUGUAAAGCAUAUUUAUGAAGUGAUAAGCGAUAAGAAUGCUUUCUUCCAAAUACUUGUUAGCAUUCUGCACCUAAACUCUAAGGAUCUCAUAAAUCUGUUCAAGAACCUAUUUGAAUUGAUUAGAUAGAUGACCUCUCAAUUAAAGACCAUUAAUAGCGAGGAUCAAGGAUAGAUAAGUCAAGAAAAAAAGCAAAAGGAUCUUGAAGAUCAGAAGACUUCUAAGGCUUUACUAGAGAUCAUGGUCUCGCAUUUGCAAAACUUCCUUAAAUGGAUGAUCGAUUUGGGACUUCAACCAGACCUUGCCAAGCUUUAGUCUCAAUAAAGCCAUGAAUCCUGGGCUCUAUUGUUAAAGAGCUAUCAGAACCAAAGAGUUUGGCUUGAGCAUCUUACUCUUAUUGUUGAUAUGUUCAUCAAGUCAUCUGAUGAGUCCAAGCAAUUUAAGAGGUAAGAGUUGCUAGCAAAUGCUAAGAAAUUAGGUAAUUAGCUCGAAAAGAUCCCUGAGGAUUCUUAAGAGUAUGAAGAUGAAGAUAUGAAUGACCUCGUUCCAUUAUCAGUGGCUAGAUCAAUCAGUGUUCCACUAAAGAACUAAUAAAUUCAUCAGUAGGCUUAACAAUCAUAGAAUGUCUCACUUCAAAUUAUCAAGAAUCUGGUUCAGCUGUUAUACAUCAAUGACAAUCAGACAGGCUAGAUUUACCAAUAAUCACCAAUGAAGAGGGAUUUAAAGCAGCAAGUUAGCCACUUCAAGGAAUCAGAGACUCAGACAAAGUAUCUAUCACAGAUGUGGUCACUAGUGCUCAAAUCUUUGACCUCAGUGAGCAUCAAUCAUCUCAUUGAAGCUAGAAUUUUCGACUCUCUUGUCAACGCUUUCCUCAUAUCAACUGAAGAAAUCAAGCAAAUUACAUUCCCUCAGAUAUUAUCAAUUACUGAGACCAUCGCAAAGCAGUCUACCAACAGCAGUGAAAUUAGUAAAUUCAUAUGCAAUUUGCUGUUCAUAACUCUUGAGAAUGUGACAGGCAAUCAUCAUGAAAAAGUUGGCUAUUCAAUUUGCCAGGGAUGGCUUGAUAUCCUCAUCUCAUCCUCCAUUUCCAGACAAGGUACCUAUGAAUCUACUAAUACAGUCUUUGCUAAAAUGAGCAAUGACGAGAUAUCAGUAUUCUUGAAGAAGUCAUCACUCUAUUUGAACCAAUACUUGAAUAAAGGUAGCUUUGAAGGAGCUACUGGUUCAAACACUGAAAUUAUGAUGAGACUUAACAUCGCAACAGAUUUGAUAUAUGUAGUCAGAUUCGCUGAAUCAAGGGAUUAAGAAGGAAGCUUAGCUAUCUAAGAAUUAUUCAAGAGUAUUUCAGAUAAUCAAAAGAUUAAGAAAGAUUUCUAAGAUAGCUUUAACUAUUUGAUAACCUGGUUAUUCUUAAAUGCAAGAUAAGCGUAGGAUGAUGCAAUGUUUUCUUAACUAGGAAAUGCAUCGCUUCUAACCCCAGCAACAUCAAAGGUGAAGUAAAUAACUCAAUACAUCGAGGAGAUAUUCUAUCUAUUAGGAGAUAGCGGAGAGGAGAGUGAACUAGCUGUGAAACUGGCAUUACAAUCAUUAACAUCAAUUGUCAAACAGCUAAACAAGAACUUGAUUGAUUUGUCAUCAGCUCAAUCAAUUGGGUAUGAGCUUUCAGUGAAGCUGAGUGAAAGAUCGAAUGAAUACUUUGUGAUCCUGCUUAAUAGUUGGCUAGUGAAUGAUAGUAUUGCAAGCUAUUUUGUAUUCGAUCUAAACGGAUUUGAAUUCCUCUUAGACACAAUUGGAGUUGGUUAAGAUGACUAGUAAUCAAAGAACCAGAAUGCUAGUUUAGAAUUUGAACUUAUCGACCAUGGAGAUAAUGAAUCAAACUAGAUUCAGCAAAUCAACGGUGUUGAUGUUAAAUAAAGUUCAUUAGUAUCUUCUUUGGCUGGGGAAACUAGACUACUCUCACUUUAAGGAUCUGAUUUGGCAGAGUAUCUAGAGUCUAGUCUUUAAGAAUUCUCAAAAGAUUCUAAAGCUGCCAACACAUCACUACAGACUUCUAGCUCAAGCAUAGCUGUCUUUGAUAAAACCAGUCCUAUAUAUCUUUAAGAAUUCACCAAAAGCAUUUCAAUGGUUGAAAAUAACGGAGGGGAUCAAGUGGCUUAGUACCAAAAGUCUGAUUGGGCCUCAAAUAAAAAGGCAUACAAACAUAGAGUAGUUGUCAAACAAUUGACUGGCCAUCUCAGAAGUGAAUACUGGAUUCUGUUCCAACUACCAAAUGAAAUUGAACUCAGAGAAAUAUAAAUCGCCUUCAAUAAUUACUGGGGUGCUGAAAAUGAAGUUUAUGCUGAACCAUUAUCAGUCCUUGUUGAAGCAGGAAUGGACGAGAACAAUCUAACUAUGGUUUGCAAUUUGCAGAUUAUAAAGGAUGAUGCCUUUGGAAGUGUGAGUGCUACUGUAUUUGGCUAAAAUCUUCUCACCUAUCAGUAAACAAACUUUGACUUUAAUUCCUAAAAUAUAUCAGACCUUAUUACCCAAAAACUUUCAUCUAUUCAGAACUUCAAAAUAAAGUACAUAAAAUUCUGUAUGAGAAGACACAUUUUAAGUUGCCUUGAAAAUAGUCCCUUAGCGUAAAAAUUCACUAAGUAGCCAGCAUUUGGUAUAAAUUACAUCUCCCUGCUUGGCUAUGAUUUGACAAAGAUUGGUGACUAUGUCUCCUAUAUCAAACAAGAACAAAAGAAGACUGCACUUGAAGUGCUUUCUAUUAUCUGCUCGGCAGAUUUCUCAAACAUUCUCAAGGUUAUUGCCAAUUAGCCUUAGACUAUUGAGAAAAUGAAGAAAUCGUUCACUCUCUUGGCAUCAUUAGUAUCUAUCAAGCAGAAUUUGAUAGAACCAACCUUUAUUGCAAUCUCAACACACAAUAAUGAAAUGGGCGACUGGAUUAUCAACCAAAUUCUUAAGAGUGGAAGCAUCUUCAAGCAGGCUGCUCUUGUUGGGUAGAUAGUCAUAUGCAAUAAAUUAGAACUACCAAGAAGACUCAAACUGCUAUAAGAUCAUGUAAUGUCUCAACUGAGGCAGAUAGUUUAAGAAUAGAGAUCUACUCAUGGCACUAAAAUCAAGAAGCUUUUGCCAUUCAUUCAGAUAUUUAUUGAAACUCUGAGAAUAGCAGCCCCAGAUCUUGAAAGCCAUCAUUAGAGUCAAAGUAUUGACAUUUAAAUAAAGGAAUCUUACCUCAUUGAUAUUUUGAAUCUCCUAAGUGCAGCUACUCAAGAAAGAGAAGCCUAAACUAAAACUUUGACUUAGCUACUGACCUUAUUACUUUGCCCACCUAAACCAUUCAUCAAUUCAAGUAUCGACAUCUAUGAGUUCGCUAUUAAGCAUUUGCUUGAAGAUGUUGAUUCAUAGAUUCCAGCAGAAGGUUUAGAGCUUUAAAUGCAAAAGGAAAAUUUAGCUAGUAUUUUGAGUGUAACCAAGAGACUAAUUGCUAAAGAAAUCUUAUAGAGAGGAGUGAAACUUGAUAAAUUGCUCCAAGAAAAGCAAGGUGUAUCAGUUGAGGAUGAAAGUGCUCAGAAUCUGCCACUUUAGCAUGCGAUUAAAUUCUGGAUAAAUGUUUCAUAUGAUCAGGAAGUUAAGAAUAGUCUAGCUUCAGAUAAGAUACCCCUUAAGAUCUAUGAGAUCAUAAGGUAAACUGAUCCAGUUCAGAACUAAAAGAUAGUUCGAAAGGAUUCAUUUAUUGGUGAAUAGGAGUUAAAUCUCAUGAUUGAAUUGAUAAAGUAACUCACAGCUGGAAUUCCAAAGUUAGAGAGUGAGCUAGCUACAGUAUUAAUGUAGGACCUAGAGCAUCUGAGUAAAAUCAGAGAUAUGAACUUUGUUAACAAGGUAUUUUUGUAACUACUAAGAAUUGAAAAGACUGUUCCAGUGUGUCUCUGGCCCUAUGAUAGUGAUAACAAAAAAUGGAUACCAGGUUACAAGCCAGUUAAUGCUUCAGAGAAGAGUUCUCAGCUUCAACUAUCGCAUAAUAACAAUUUCGUCCCAAGUCAAUGCCUUAAAGGUGAGAAGAGAUCUGCUUUUAUCAAGAACUUUAAGGAAUAUGUGGGAUUACAGUCAAAAUCAACAGUCAAGAAAUUGCUAACUUCAAACUGGACUUUAGUUCACAGUUAAACAGAAUAAGGUUAGGUCUCACAGUUCUCUGGAUUCUGGAAAUCCAUCGAGAAUAAAGCUCCAGUAGUCAUUCUUAUUCAAACUACAACUUCCUCAGGCAAUGAUGUGACAUUUGGAUGCUUUAGUACAAAGGGUAUUCCAGCAAUGCCAUCCAGUUUGACAUAAGAUUCAGAUUACCCAGUAUCAGCCAGCCCAGAGGACUUUGUAUUCUGCUACAUUGACGACAAGAGUUUCCACCACUUUAGUCCAAAGUAAGGAGUGCCUAUAAUUUCCAUGUUUACAGACUAUGAAGGAGGUGGCGCCAUCUCAGUAGCUAAUGAUUUCAUGCUAAUGUCCUACAGUUAUGACUUCGUUUUUACGACUGGAGUUGUUUAUGAUAUCAAUAGUAUACUUGUAGAAAGCAACCCUAAGCCUGAGAAAGAGCUCUAGGAUAAUGGGCAAACUAGUCUAGUCAGAUUUGAAAUCUGGAGUAUUGAUAACACUGCCGCUGCUAAAGCUUCAUCAUAACCUGCUGCUUCAGCUGGUGCUUCAAGUACUGUAGCUUUGAUUCCUCCAGUAAUUUAAACAUCUAAAAUUGCCUAAAAAGCUGGUGACUCUGGAGAUAUCGUCAUGCAAUCAGCUCAUACCCAUGAAAUAAAGCAUGCUUGGUUUAAUCACCAAAAUCCAUAUUGCAACUUCAGAACCAAUCCAAUAUUUAUGGUACCAGAACAUCUUUCACUAACUUAACUAUCAACGAUAAUGCUUCAAUCUAAUGUCAACUUCAAACUUAGAUUCCCAUCUACCACUAAUUCAAAUGAAUCUCUUGCAGAUCUCUACAAACUCAUUCAAAGUGAUGAGGCACUCUAUGAAUCUUCAAAUGGAAUACUAGAUCUUGAAUAUGAAGUCAACUAGCUCCUCAAUAUUGGAGAAGACUAGAAGGAGGAUGAGGUUUUAACAGAAGGAGAACAAGUCUAAUUAGUAGUGUCAGGAUAUGUACCUAAGAUGGGCUUGUUUGAAGAAUUUGAAAACAAAGGUGGAGUAAAAGCAAUCAUUUCAGUUACUCUUCAGUCAAUGAGACUCUGGAAAACAGAGGUUCAGGCCUAGAGUUGGGAGCUAUGGCUAAAGGAGCUAGAGUCAUUCUCUGAGAUUCCUCUAUUCUUCCAGUUAUUCCUCAAGAAUUCUAAGUGCAAGGACUUGCUAUUUAAAGUCUUAGCAGGAUAGCCAGAUCAAGAGAUCAGAGCUGCCACCUCAACUGAUAACUCUGUUCAAACUAAAUGGGACGAAGAGCAGAAAGCUGCAGUUUAGUUUAAUUAUAAGAUUCUCUCAGAGGCAUUCUCCAUAUCUGAUGAUCUUAAAUUAAGAGAUAUUGGUGUCAAAUGCGGACUUUUGCCCACCAUACUUGAAAGACUCGGAGCAGUCAGUGGUGAAAAGCCAAGAGUCUAUGAAGAAGUAACAGAGGAGAAAAAAGAAGAAGAAUAGAAGCAAGAAAUGAUUCAACAGCAAGAAUCCAGUCAAUAGGAAAAGAACAUUGACAGAAAGAAGCGUAAAGGUGUUGGUUACUCUAGCAAAGUUGGCUAGACUUUCAAUGUAACAUAGUACUUAGAGAACAAGAAACUCAGAAAUGACUAGAUAAAGAACUUAGUAGAUAUCUGCAGCAAUUUCAUUAACUGUAAAGAAUGGAAAGCAGGUGAAGAGGUCCUAGAGAUAAUACUUGAAAGUGCCUUGAUGCCUCUACUUGAGUCAGCUUUCAGAAAUGGUUCAUGGCUAGAUAUGGCAAAAGAGUAUGAAGUUUAUCACUCCUAUUUAGCAUUGACAAGAGCAAUCGCCACUCAACCGAACUUGGUGAAAUGUCUAUCUGAAAUAGACCAAAAUUAUAAGCCAUCAUAAACUGAUCCAAUAUACAGAUUACUUGCAAAGUUGAAUGACCUAGCUGAGAUUUUCAUCAACUGCUUGAACUAGCAACAAAAAUCAGACCAAAUUCGCAAGGACAUAUCUAUUAAAAAUGAAAGCAAUACUCUAACUAAGGAAUAAGAAGAGAAUAAGGAAAUGCAUAUUGAGCCACUGUUAACUCCACCUAAUAUGAAAUUCUAUCAAACUCCCAUUUUCUAAGGCCUGAUUAACCCUAACUUGCAACCUCUGAAGCUAAGUCUAAAUAAUCAUAUUCAAAAUAAGUUCUAAAAUCUUCCCCCGACUCUCAAAAACUUCGUCAAUGAAUUUUUACAACCAGAAGAAGAGGAAGAAAAAAUAGAUACAGACACAUUGUUGAUUGCUAGUUAUAAAAACAAACUUGAUGAUCCUCCAAUUUACAACAUCCCAAUGCCAGAAUUUACUUAGUAAAAGAUGCUUUAGAUUUAGCAGCCUUUAACUUUAGCUAAUCCAUUCAGCCUCCCAGACCUUAAUUUGGAUUCAGAGCCUUUUAUUCCUAAAAAACAAUGGUCUAAGGAAACUGCUCCAAUCUUAGAUGUUGAAAUUGAUAAACAAUACCUUGAAUCUAAAGAGGAAAUCAAAGAAACUUAAAGUAUAAAAGAUAUAGAUGCUGGAAUCCCACUGACUCUCACUCAAAUCAUCCAAAAAUACCAGGAUAAAAAUAAAGAGAAGCAGAGUAAAGAGCUGUAUGAUAUGAAUAAAUAGGACAAGUCAAAUAUCUGGCAAGAUUACUUUUUAAAACCUUAGAAAAAUACUAAUAAAGUUUCAAAUAAGUUCAAAUAGAUGUCUCACACUUAUUUAGAGGAAGAUCAAUAUGAUAACUUAAUCAAUGAAGAGGACUACAUGAUGAUGCAUAAUAAUGCUAAUGACUUGAUACCACUUCCUUAAUUCAGUAUGGAAUAACUAGAUUCCAAAUACGAAGCCAAUCUUAAGGACUUUAUAAUAUAGCCACCAUUGAUUAUAUCUUAGUAAGAGAUUGACAAGCUCGAGAAAGACUUUAUUAUUAAGCAUUCCUCUAAUCAAUAAGAGUAAAUGGAGGAAGAAAAAGAUAAGUAAUCGAAAUCAUCAUCAGGUUUCUAGACAAUAUAUGAUAGUUGUCAAUCCUCAGAAAACUAAGAGAAGAUGGUGCAUCCUCCCACUAAAUAUAAAAUGAGCUCCAAAAUCUAGGGAAAUAAGGGUAUCAAUAAUAAAUUGUUAAAGAUCAAGCAUUUAACAUAUGGCCUUCAUAAUGCAAAAGCAGCAAUCAAAUCUGGCAAACUGAAGAAAUUAAAGAAGGACAAGACAAAAACCCUCUCUAAAACUCCUGCUUUUAAAUCAUUCCUUCCAUAUAAAGAUGCUUACCCCAAUGAUUCAUCGUCUGAAUCAGAGUAAUAAGAUGACUAUGAUGACGAAUAUGAUUCUAGUUCAGAUGAGAAACACUCUGGACAUUAUCCUCACAGUUCAGAGGAUGACGAAGAUCAACUGAUCAAAGCUAAAAUUUAACUAAACAAGAAAAUAAAGGAGGCAAAAUCAAAAGCCAAAGGUUAAAGUCUAGCGAAAAAGUUCUUCCUUAAGUAGCAGGAUUCAGACUUUAACUCAAGCAGCUAUGGAGAAGAAGAUUCAAUGAAAAGUGACAGUAACAGCAGUGAUGUAACUAAAAAUGGCGCCCCUCAAGCAUUUAAUCAUCAUGAAGACAUGGACUCACCAUCCCAAUAGCUAGAAAACAAUUUCAACUCGAGUGAAUACGAUGAUGAAGAUGAUGUAUCUGAUGUGAUAGUUUAGUCACAAGCUAAUUAAGAGCACUAAUAGAUUGAACAAAUGGAUUCCGAAAUACCAGAGAACUUGGCCAAGGAUGUUAUCAAGACUUAUAAAAUAGUACAGGCUGCAAUAUCUAAGCAUCUCAAAUAACACAAGGAUGAGAAUUAUGUCGAGAAUGCUCUGAAUUUGCCACUUGCAUAAUCAUACAAAACUUUACUUCAAGAUUUGAGAUUCGAUUACAUGGAUAUGAAGGAUCCAACUGAUACUACUGGUGCAAAUUACAAACAUCAUUAUAACACUAUCGCUUCACAAAAUCAAAAUCCUCCUCCAUCGAAGAUGGUUAGACUUGCUUAAGAACUUGCAGAUUUAUCUAAUGCCCUACCCUAUGAAAAUACUAAUGCUAUAUUUGUUAGAGUAGAUCAGCAAAGAGUUGAUCUAAUGAAAGCACUAAUCUGUGGUGCUUCAAACACACCUUAUGCUCAUGGAUGCUAUGAAUUCGAUAUAUUCUGUGACAACAACUAUCCAAGAGAGCCACCUAAGAUGAAUCUUAUAACUACUGGUACCGGAAGUGUAAGAUUCAAUCCAAAUUUGUAUGCUUGUGGAAAAGUUUGUUUAAGUUUGUUGGGAACUUGGAGAGGUUCUGCAACUGAGAACUGGGAUGUCAAGCUUUCAACAAUUCUUCAGGUACUUCUUUCAACUCAAGCCAUCAUCAUGUCUGAAGAAGUAUACUUUAAUGAACCUGGCUUCGAAAAUGAGGCUGGUACUCCUGAGGGAGAGAAAAAGAAUGAGGGUUAUCAGAAUAUAGUAAGGUAUUGUAACAUCAAGUUUGCUAUGAUUGAGCAAAUUAAGAGACCGUCUAAAGGCUUUGAAUCAGCAAUCAAGAGGCAUUUCUAUAUUAAGAAGACUGAAAUCUUAAAGGAGGUUCAUUAAUGGGUUUCAUAAGCUGAAAAAAAUGAAGCCACAUAUAGUGGUUUGGUUAGUGAUCAUAAUUACACAUGGGCAAAUCAGUUCAAAGCUACAAAAACCAAAUACAGAGAAAUGCUUGAAGCUGCUGUUAAGACUUUGGAAGAAGAGUUGAAUAAACUUGAAAGACCUACAGACUAUGAACUCAAAAUUCAGUCAGAUAUGAGAAAGAGAUAGCAGCAAGCAAUCAAGAAAAAGAAGAGGCAAGGUAUUGCUGAGGGCAGAGAAGACCUUGAAGCAAUCGAUGUUGAAUAUGAUGAAGAUCAAGGUGAGACUCAAAUUAACACUCAGCUAGGAAAAGAAAUUAAUAUCGAUGACGAAGCGGUCAAAGAUAGAUGGAGCAGGUACAUAGGUGCUAUGGGAGUUGAAGCAGUUGCUAAGUAAGCAGCUGCCAAUAUUUUCCUUUCUGGAGCAGGAGCCUUAGGUAUUGAAAUUGCUAAGAACUUAGUCUUAUCUGGAUGUAAAUCUUUUACACUCCAUGAUAACAAGCCAAUCUCAAUGAGAGAUCUUAGUGGCUAAUUCUUCAUAAAUCUUGAGGAAGAUAUCCUUAAUGAAAAGAAAAAGAAGAACUCAAGGGCUGAAGCUUGCAUGCCUAGACUUAAGUAACUUAAUCAAUAUGUCAAAUGCUAGCUUGCAGCUAGUACUCCAAUUCCUUUGAACGAAGAAUAAUUGGAAUAAGCUCCUUGGAAUUUCCACAUUAUGGAUGUAGUUAUAUUGACAGAUGCAACUUAUGAUGAAAUUAUUUACGUCAAUGAGUAUUGCAGAAAGAGAGGAAAGAAAUUCAUUUGUGCUGAUGCAUUUGGAGUCUUCACUAGAGUUUUCAACGAUUUCGGUGAUAAGUUUGAAAUUCUUGAUCAAAAUGGAGAAGAACUCUAAGAUGUGAUGAUUAAAUCUAUCUCAAAUGAAGAAGAGGGACUAGUUGAGCUGCUUCAAAAUACUAAACAUAAGUUCUAAGAUGGCGAUGAAGUCCUAUUUUCAGGCAUCUAAGGAAUGAAGUUAAAGGAAGGUGAGAAGCAUGAUGAUGAAGCUUUUAAGAGCGAUUCAAUCAAUGAAACCAUUCACAAAGUCAAAGUGCUGACACCUUAUGCAUUUAGAAUAGGCAAUACUUUGAAAUAUGAAAAGUAUGAGCAUAACGGAAUAGGAAAGCAAUUGAGAACUAAGAAAGUAAUUAGCUUUAAGAGUUUCAAAGAGACAAUGCUUCAAAAGAGUGAUAAUUUAGCAUUCGAUGGUAAUAUGGCCGUCGCUGAUUUUGAAAAGAUGCAAAAUGGAUAAUUAGCUCACAUAGCCUUUGAAGCACUAGACACUUUCAGAAAACAAGAAAAUAAAGUACCAGGUUCUUGGAAUUUAAUCGAUGCAGAGAAAUUCGUAAAUAUUGCCAAAGAAAUUUCAGUAAGAUAUGAACUUAAGCCAGAGGAAUGGAAACAAGACUCAUUUGAACUUAAAUUCUUCUAUCUAUUUUGUUUCACAAAUCAAGGAGUAUUCAAUCCACUCUGCGCUUUCUAAGGUGGAUACAUAGCAUAAGAAUGCAUCAAAGCUAUUACUCAAAAGUUCACUCCCACACAUCAAGCAUUCUAUUAUGAUGCCAUUGAAGUCUUACCUUCAUUUGAUCUGACCAAAGAUCUUAAAGGAGAAGAAGGAAAUGAUGAAAACUACUUCAGUGAGAAAUAUGUCAAAGAAAUCAUUAAGACAUAAGAGAUAAAUCACAGAUCUGAUGGCCUUAGAAUUAUAGUAGGUGCUGAAUUGGUUGAAAAGCUAGCUCAUACCAGACUAUUUAUGGUUGGAGCAGGUGCUAUUGGCUGUGAACUUCUUAAGAACUACGCAAUGCUUGGAGUAGGCACUGGAAAAGCAAAUCAUGCCAAGAAACUUCAAGCUGGUACUAUAAUCCUAACUGAUCCUGAUGUAAUUGAAGUCAGUAAUCUAAACAGGCAGUUCUUAUUCAGAGAGAAACACUUAAGAAAUCCAAAGUCAUCUACUGCUGCAGCUGCUGCUAUUUAAAUGAACAGAGAACUCAAAGAAAAUAUAAUUGCUAGACUUGAUAAAGUUCAUGAAGGAACUAGUCACAUAUACACUGAUCAAUUCUUUGAAGAUUUGAAUGUUGUUACCAAUGCUCUAGACAAUGUCCACGCUCGUAGAUAUAUAGACACAAGAUGUGUUACUGCGAAGACAGCACUCUUAGAAAGUGGUACUCUUGGUCCUAAAGGCCAUGUUCAAGUAGUCCUCCCUUAUCAAACUGAAAGUUAUGGAUCUUAAAAUGAUCCUGAGGACAAUAACGAAAUCCCUCAUUGUACUCUUAAGAUGUUCCCAGAAGAAACACUUCAUUGUGUUGAAUGGGCAAGAGAUAAAUUUGGCAAAAUUUUCACAUAAGUGCCAUAAAACACUAUCAAAAUACUAGAAGAAGGCCAAGGAUUUUAGCCAGUCUCAUAAUAAGAUACAAUGUGCCUUAAAGGAGGUCUCAAAUUCCUUGAGAAAAAGCCUAAAACCUUUGAUGAUUGCAUUGAAUAUGCCAGAAUGAAGUUUGAAAAAUUCUUCAAUCAUGAUGUCAGAUAGUUGCUCCAUGUUUAUCCUCUGGAUGCUAAAACUAAAGAUGGAAAUCUUUUCUGGUCUCUUCCAAAAAGACCACCUGUUCCUAUUGAUUUCAACCCUUUGAACCAAGUACAUACUCUCUUUGUGGUUAGUUUUGCCUUGCUUAGAGCAAAUACAUUCAAACUUGAAAUCCCAUCAAAGACUCCAAGAUCCGAGUAAUUUAGAAAUGAAACAGCCUUAAAAGCAGCUGGUAUUAAAGUUCCAGACUUCAUUCCAAAUGAUGAGAAAGCCAAAGAGAUUUAGGCUUCAGUUUCUAAGUAAAAUAAAGAGGAAGAGAAAAAAGAAAGCGAGGAACAGAAAGUUGAAGAAGAAAAAAUGGAUGCUAACGAUAUUGAAUCUCUAAUGAAAAAAUUCAAUGAUAUAAUCAAAGAUCUACCUACAAAAGAGGGAAAAAUUCAAGUAGAAGGCUUGAUUGCACCAGAGCUCUUUGAAAAGGAUAAUGAUGCCAAUCAUCAUAUUGAUUUCAUUUUUGCCAUGGCUAAUUGCAGAUCUUUUAACUAUAAACUAGAUCCAAUGGACUGGAUCACUGUUAAACUUAAGGCUGGAAGAAUUGUACCAGCUCUUUCAACUACUACUUCUGCAGUAGCAGGAUUAUAAACUCUUGAGCUUGUCAAGCUUCUUAAGAAUUGUAAAAAGACUGAUCAUAGAAAUAUAUUCCUUAAUCUUGCGGUUCCAAUUAUGCAGGCAAGUGAGCCAGGUGAUGUGAUGAAGACCAAACUGACCACUAAUUUGGAGGUGACUCUCUGGGAUAGAUGGGAAAUCAAACUAGGAAAAGAUGUAAAGCUCAAGGAUAUCAUAGAUCACCUGCAAAAGAAAUACUCUGAACUUGAAGUCAGAGAUAUAAUGAGGGGAAGUACUCCACUAUACUUCCAUGCCAUUAUGAAUGCCCCAGGUAAAGAAGCCGAGAGGCAAAAACUUCUUGAUUCUAAGAUCUUUGAGAUAGUGGGGGCUGAUAGUGAUGAGAAAUAUGUAGAUAUAGCUGUGACUUGCAUCAAGGCUGGAGAGGACAAAGAUCAAAUUUUAAGUGGAGUUCCUCCAGUUAGAGUUUACUUUGAGUGA
Messenger RNA from Stylonychia lemnae, 20997 nucleotides. NCBI's taxonomy places the organism in Eukaryota, Ciliophora, Spirotrichea, Sporadotrichida, Oxytrichidae. The record is from the annotation of a GenBank genome assembly.